Messenger RNA from Arabidopsis thaliana (thale cress), 1700 nucleotides. Its product is annotated as Homeodomain-like superfamily protein. The record is from RefSeq and is marked reviewed. NCBI's taxonomy places the organism in Eukaryota, Viridiplantae, Streptophyta, Magnoliopsida, Brassicales, Brassicaceae. Gene Ontology annotation, biological process: regulation of DNA-templated transcription. Bases 175 to 1044 code for a protein of 289 amino acids. The transcript has 2 exons. Gene Ontology annotation, cellular component: nucleus.
CCAACGUUUUCACAUUACAAAUACACAAAAACCAAAAGAUAAAGAAAAACAAGAAAUAUUUUGUUUUUCGAUCUGAAAAAGUGAAAGCUUCUUCAAAAUCUUUGCUUUAGAGAUCGUUUGGUGAUUUUUUUUCUUUAUUUUUUUUUUAUAGUUUCUUCUUCUUGAUUCUUUCAUAUGGAUGGACAUCAGCAUCAUCACCUUCACCAGCUUCAAUAUCUCAACAAGCAUCAUCUUCAUACUCAAUCGCAAACGCCGGAAAUAGCCUCUCCGGUAGCUGUUGGGGAUAGGUUUCCACAGUGGAGCGUCGAAGAGACAAAAGAGUUGAUAGGGAUAAGAGGAGAGCUAGAUCAAACUUUCAUGGAGACAAAACGGAACAAGCUUCUUUGGGAAGUUAUCUCUAACAAGAUGAGAGACAAAAGCUUUCCUCGUAGCCCUGAACAGUGCAAGUGCAAGUGGAAGAACCUCGUCACUCGUUUUAAGGGAUGUGAGACAAUGGAGGCAGAGACAGCGAGACAACAGUUCCCUUUUUAUGAUGAUAUGCAAAAUAUAUUUACCACUAGAAUGCAGAGAAUGCUAUGGGCUGAAUCCGAGGGAGGAGGAGGGGGAACAAGCGGGGCAGCGAGAAAGAGAGAGUAUUCUUCAGAUGAGGAAGAAGAGAAUGUGAAUGAAGAGCUAGUAGAUGUCAGCAACGACCCAAAAAUUCUAAAUCCGAAAAAGAACAUUGCAAAGAAGCGAAAAGGCGGUAGUAAUAGUAGUAAUAGCAAUAAUGGUGUAAGAGAAGUGUUGGAAGAGUUUAUGAGACAUCAAGUGAGAAUGGAGAGCGAGUGGAGAGAAGGAUGGGAGGCUAGGGAGAAGGAAAGAGCAGAGAAAGAAGAAGAAUGGAGAAGGAAGAUGGAGGAGCUUGAGAAGGAGAGGUUGGCAAUGGAGCGGAUGUGGCGGGAUAGAGAGGAGCAACGGCGGUCGAGGGAGGAGAUGAGAGCAGAGAAGAGGGAUUCACUUAUCAAUGCAUUGCUUGCUAAGCUUACUAGAGAUGGUUCCCUCUAAUCUUUUGUCAGCUUUGCUUAACCUAAAUUAACUUGUUCUUAUAUGCUUGUUUGGGGUGUAGUGUAGGUACAAUUAUUUGGUGGGGGAAGAUAAUAUCUACGGCAAAUCUCAACACUCAUAUAUUGAUUGAUAUGAUGACAUAUUUGAGUUUUAGUGAGGCUUUAGUAAUUUAUCAUCCCCACAUUAUUUCUUCCUAGUUUAUAUUUUGGCGAGCCAAAUUCUUAUAGCAUAUCAUUUAAUCUUAGUAGUAUACUGGUUUUAAUUAGUAAUUUGUAGGACCGUAUGUGUAGUAUUUUAGAGUAAUUUGGAUUUUGUUAGAGUUAACCUACAAAUCCAUAUAUAGUGCAGCGAAUGUAAUAUCGGUUUCAAAUAUUAUCUUCAUGCAGAAGAGAACGAGGAUACUAAUAGUUUAUGGUAUUAUGAACUAAUUAACUUUGAUGAGAAUGUAGAGAUCAAGAGGGCAAAACAGUUAGUGGAAAUAUUAAACAUGCUCGAAACAAGAAUGAAAACUUAUCCUAUGAAUUAUGGGAUCAUUUAGGUCCAUUGUCUGCGAUCUAAACUUUUAUUAUUUUACCAUAAAUGUUUUCUUGUAACAUUGAGAAUCAUAUCUAACAUGGCAAGAUAAUACGUGAAUGCGUAUGGCGUUUCUUAUCCAC